Messenger RNA from Peronospora matthiolae, 345 nucleotides. Lineage: Eukaryota; Oomycota; Peronosporomycetes; Peronosporales; Peronosporaceae. The record is from the annotation of a GenBank genome assembly.
AUGUCACGCGACGACGAGAGUUACCGCAAUAUGGACCAGCAGCAGUUCGACCGUCGCCGCGAAGAGGAUGAAGCGCGGCAGGACGCGCUGCUGGACCAAAUCCAUGGCGGUGUUGUGGGUCUUAAGAACCAGGCACACGCCAUUAAUGACGAAGUGGUGGAGCAGAAUGUCAUUAUUGACGACAUUGGCGGGAGGAUGGACGAUGCCACGCAAGACAUUUCACGGGAAGAGGAAGCUGCUCGUCAAGUGAAUGCUCGUAAAAAGAAGGCGUGCAAGUUAUACGGCGUGAUUGUAGUGCUGGUGGUGAUCCUCAUCAUUGUGUUUGUGAUUCCCGGACCCGCGUAA